Messenger RNA from Sebastes umbrosus (honeycomb rockfish), 2254 nucleotides. RefSeq lists its product as uncharacterized. Gene Ontology annotation, molecular function: DNA binding. The coding region runs from base 356 to 1246 and encodes 296 amino acids. NCBI's taxonomy places the organism in Eukaryota, Metazoa, Chordata, Actinopteri, Perciformes, Sebastidae. The transcript is spliced from 5 exons. The record is from RefSeq and is a predicted model, not a curated record.
CCGACACAUCACUAUCUAAAGGGUGGAUAUGCCUCUUGUUAUGAUUUUCUUUUAAUUUUGUAGUUUUUUUAAACUUUUGUUUCACUUUAUUUGUCUGUAUUUUCUCAUUAUUUUGUGGCUGUGUUAAGACUUAGCUUAUAACUCUUAUUUUUAUUUAAUUAUAUACUCUUGUCCUGAACCGGCCACCUUUGCUGUUGCUAUGAUCCUGGGUCGGACACUUCCGCCUGCUUCUCAUCUCCCAUAAACACCACCCAAGUCCCUGUGUUCGAUAAUGGCUGAGAAGAUAGGCUGAACAAGAAAGAAAGCACAAAGGAAGAAAGAAACGCAGAAAAGAGACAAGUACAAAAGAAAGAAGAUGCCCAAUAUCCGGCAGCUGAAGAAGAGGGAGUAUAAGAAUAGAAAAUGGACCAAAGAAGCCAUGAAGCAGGCCACGGAGGAGGUGCGGGCAGGCAGGCAAACUAUAAGGCAGGCAGCCAAACAAUUUGGAGUUCCAAAGUCCAGUCUGUCGGACCGACUCAGUGGACGUGUAGCCGCUGAUCCUGUCCAUGGCCAAAACCCGCUUCUCACCAUUGAAGAUGAGAUUUCUCUGGUGGAGUAUUGUUUGUACUCUGCCAGUCAUGGGUGUCCUCAAACGAAGCCUCAGGUCGUGGCCAAUGCUCUGGCCAUUUAUAAUUACCGUAAUCCGGACAAACCAAGGAUUGUUCUCGGCCAAACCUGGUGGAUUAAUUUCAGGGAGCGGCACCACCAUCGCCUUGCCUCCCAAACCACAGACAUCACUGGCCACGGUAAAAAAUCCUGCAUCAAAAGGGGGCCGGUCGAGGACAUCCCCUUUUCCCUGUUGCCCCCGCCCCAGAGUCCACCUUCCUCUCCAUUUUCCGAUCCCUACCUCAACCAUCCACUGGUAGCAUCAGGUCGCAUCGCUGUGGAUCUGGCCCACGUCCUGUCCAAAACCAACCAAACAUGUGACAUCCGAAAAGACAGGAGGAGUGCCAAUGUGCUGACGCCACAGGUAAUGUCAGACGUCAUCAAGAAGGUGGAGAAGAGUGCAGCAAGAAUGGAGGCCGGAAGUGUGAAGAGGUGGGGGGCUAAAGACGCCAGCCCAGCGGACUCCUCCUUGACCUUAUCUGGUGGCUCUCACCUCAGCCACAAAAGAAGAGUGCCCUUCAGGGCUCUUCCAGCCACCGGUUCUGGUGCUGCCGGUCCCUCAGCCUUCUUUGCUCCCACUUCUGCCUCCCACAGCCCUUAGUUACCCCUAGCAACACACCAUCCCACAUGAGCUCGUCUUCCAAGGACCAGCAUCAUCAGAUUGUAGAAGCUUUCCAUCUUUGGCAUACUUUCUCCACGCCUCCAGCGCCCUCGUCUCCUCCUUGCUCCUCCUCCUCCUCCUCCUCCUCCUCCUCCUCCACUGCUGAACCCCCAACAUCCACCACUCACGUAGCUGCACAGAGGAAAAAAUGGAAAAAGAAGAUUGUGCGAUGUGGACGGUGCAGACAGCCUUAUCCUCCAAAGGAUCCAGAAGGAUUGGUGCUGUGGGUUCAAUGCGACAACUGCCACAAAAUGUUUCACACCAUUUGUGUAAACUCAGAGAUGGACUUGGAUGAUGAUGAAUUUUGGUGUUUUUGGUGCCGUGAUAUUUGAUUUUGUUCUAGUUUGUCAUAGCUCAUAAAUACAUUUUUUGUUUAACUUGAUUUUCUAAUUGAUUUUUUACAUUAAAAACAGUAAUGUUUACAAACUCCUAAGACUGCUCCAAAAUUAUUUUCCUUUGUCUGACCCAAAUUGUGGUAACAUUUUAUAAUGCAUGACACUGAGUAGUCAGGUGAAUAAUUCAUCCACACAUGCAUAAAUUAAAAUGCAUACAAGGUGUAUCAGUUAUGGACAGUUUUACAAAUUAACAUUUGGUGUUUUUGCCUAAAAUGCGUGUUUUGCUAGUUACACAGAUUGAGCGGAGCAUUUUUACACACUGAAAAUUGGAAAAUAAGAGCCUUUACAUAAUCUGCAAUGUAUGUUUUAACAGCAGAAAGGCACAAUUUUACAUGAUGCAGUUACUGAAAAAUGCCACAUGGGUGCAGUAGUUUACAAAAAAGGGAGUCAGUCAUGGAUAAGAGACAUAUCAAUGUGUUAGCACAUGCAGAUGUUAUGUUGUUUAUGAUGCCAAAACAUAUUCUCAAGCUCAGAGAUGGACUUGGAUGAAGAUGAAUUUUGGUGCCUUGAUGUUCGAUUUUGUUAUAAUAAAUACAAUUUCAGUUUGACUGGA